UCAUUCAACCUUCGCCUGGUCAAUGGCACUCGUGCUGGAGAAGGCCGAGUGGAGAUUUUCUUCAACGGAACUUGGGGGACUGUAUGUGAUGACAACUUCGACGGCAAUGCAGCAACCGCAGUUUGCCGGCAGCUUGGCUUCCUCAGAGGAGAGCCCUUCGGCCAGGCCUUUUUUGGACAGGGCACGGGUCCUAUCCUUCUCGAUGGCUUUAAUUGCAACUCUACAGUCAGCCGUCUGGACCAGUGCACCAUUCCUGCUAUGGCUUCUCAUGACUGUGGCCAUGUAGAGGAUGCUGGAGUCCGCUGCACAACUGACAUCCGCCUGGUCAACGGCAGCACUGCUGGAGAAGGGCGAGUAGAAGUCUUUUUCAACGGAGCCUGGGGGACUGUGUGUGACGACAACUUUGACGCAAACGCUGCAAACGCAGUAUGUCGCCAGCUUGGAUUCCCACUUGGCACACCUUUCGGCAAUGCAGCUUUUGGGCAGGGCACAGGUCCUAUCCAACUUGACGGCUUCACUUGCUCCUCUACAGCCAGCCGCCUGGACUCAUGCACAAUUCCUGCCUGGGCCACUCAUGACUGCAGCCAUUCUGAGGAUGCAGGAGUACGUUGUGGUAGUCAAUCGUUCGAUGUUCGCCUGGUUAACGGCAGCCGUGCUGGAGAAGGGCGAGUGGAGAUUUUGUACGGUGGAGCUUGGGGAACUGUGUGUGAUGACAACUUCGACGGCAAUGCAGCAACCGCAGUUUGCCGGCAGCUUGGCUUCCUCAGAGGAGAGCCCUUCGGCCAGGCCUUUUUUGGACAGGGCACGGGUCCUAUCCUUCUCGAUGGCUUUAAUUGCACCUCGUCAGUCAGCCGUCUGGACCAGUGCACCAUUCCUGCUAUGGCUUCUCACGACUGCAGCCAUGUAGAGGAUGCUGGCGUCCGCUGCACAACUGACAUCCGCCUGGUCAACGGCAGUCGUGCUGGAGAAGGGCGAGUAGAAGUCUUUUUCAACGGAGCCUGGGGAACUGUGUGUGACGACAACUUUGACGCAAACGCUGCAAACGCAGUAUGUCGCCAGCUUGGAUUCCCACCUGGCAUACCUUUCGGCAAUGCAGCUUUUGGGCAGGGCACAGGUCCCAUCCAACUUGACGGCUUCAUUUGCUCCUCUACAGCCAGCCGCCUGGACUCAUGCACAAUUCCUGCCUGGGCCACUCACGACUGCAGCCAUUCUGAGGAUGCAGGAGUACGUUGUGGAGGUAGUCAAUCGUUCGAUGUUCGCCUGGUUAGCGGCAGCCGUGCUGGAGAAGGGCGAGUGGAGAUUUUGUACGGUGGAGCUUGGGGAACUGUGUGUGAUGACAACUUCGACGGCAAUGCAGCAACUGCAGUUUGCCGGCAGCUUGGCUUCCUCAGAGGAGAGCCCUUCGGCCAGGCCUUUUUUGGACAGGGCACGGGUCCUAUCCUUCUCGAUGGCUUUAAUUGCACCUCGUCAGUCAGCCGUCUGGACCAGUGCACCAUUCCUGCUAUGGCUUCUCACGACUGCAGCCAUGUAGAGGAUGCUGGAGUCCGCUGCACAACUGACAUCCGCCUGGUCAACGGCAGCACUGCUGGAGAAGGCCGAGUGGAAGUCUUUUACAAUGGAACCUGGGGGACUGUGUGUGACGACAACUUUGACGCAAACGCUGCAAACGCAGUGUGUCGCCAGCUUGGAUUCCUAUCUGGCACACCUUUCGGCAAUGCAGCUUUUGGGCAGGGUACAGGUCCUAUCCAACUUGACGGCUUCACUUGCUCCUCUACAGCCAGCCGCCUGGACUCAUGCACAAUUCUUGCCUGGGCCACUCAUGACUGUAGCCAUUCUGAGGAUGCAGGAGUACGUUGUGGAGGUAAGAUGGUGCUGCAUACAAAUCUAGUAACGUUGAUUGGGUUCUCAGACAAUUCGUAG
Volvox carteri f. nagariensis is the source of this 1920-nucleotide messenger RNA. RefSeq lists its product as uncharacterized. The annotation marks the transcript as partial. Gene Ontology annotation, cellular component: membrane. The transcript has 12 exons. NCBI's taxonomy places the organism in Eukaryota, Viridiplantae, Chlorophyta, Chlorophyceae, Chlamydomonadales, Volvocaceae. The record is from RefSeq and is a predicted model, not a curated record.